Raphanus sativus (radish) is the source of this 1057-nucleotide messenger RNA. Its product is annotated as thiamine pyrophosphokinase 1-like. The record is from RefSeq and is a predicted model, not a curated record. Gene Ontology annotation, molecular function: thiamine binding; ATP binding; thiamine diphosphokinase activity. The transcript has 6 exons. Bases 100 to 900 code for a protein of 266 amino acids. Gene Ontology annotation, biological process: thiamine metabolic process; thiamine diphosphate biosynthetic process. Lineage: Eukaryota; Viridiplantae; Streptophyta; Magnoliopsida; Brassicales; Brassicaceae.
UGAAUCAAAUUGAAUACAAAGAAAAUUAAAUAUAUAUAUAUCUCACACACAAACACAAACACAAACACAGACAAAUCCAUCUCUCAAUCUCGCCAGCCGAUGUCAGCAGGCAUGGAAAAAGUAGUAAUGUUUCACUCUUCAAGCUUCCUCCUCCCGUCGAUUCCCGCCGACGAAGCAUCGGCGUACGCUGUCGUCGUUCUGAACCAGAAGCUACCACGAUUCACUCCUCUCCUCUGGGAACAUGCAAAACUUCGUCUGUGUGCUGAUGGAGGCGCAAAUCGCAUCUACGAUGAGUUACCUCUCUUCUUCCCUCACGAUGACGCUCUCCUCAUCCGUAACAGGUACAAACCAGAUGUUAUCAAGGGAGAUAUGGACUCUAUUCGACCUGAUGUCCUCCACUUUUAUCUAAGCUUGGGGACUAAAGUGAUAGAUGAAUCUCAUGAUCAAGAUACCACUGAUCUCGAUAAAUGCAUCUUGUAUAUCCGUGACUCUACUCUGAAUCAAGAGAGCUCCAGACUCCAGAUUCUUGCUACAGGGGCACUCGGGGGAAGAUUUGAUCACGAAGCCGGUAACCUCAACGUAUUGUAUCGUUAUCCGGACACAAGGAUAAUCCUUUUGUCUGAUGAUUGCCUCAUCCAACUCCUUCCAAAGACUCAUCGGCACGAGAUUCAAAUUCAGCCCUCUCUCCAAGGUCCUCACUGUGGUCUCAUCCCUAUGGGGACUCCAUCUGCCAAAACCACAACCACAGGGCUUCAAUGGGAUCUCACCGACACUGAGAUGAGGUUUGGUGGGUUGAUAAGUACAUCGAAUAAGGUUAAAGGGGAGAAAAUCACAGUCGAGUCGGAUUCAGAUCUCUUGUGGACGAUAUCCAUCAAGAAACCAGGCUCCACAAGCCCUUAGGCGUGGCGGUAACAACAACAACAACAAGGACACGUUGCUAUCUAUUGUUUCUACGAAAUUCUUGUUUUGUUUCCACUGUAGCAUCAAGUAGGAAUAAGACUCGUUUGUACCAUUACUCUUGUUAUCUGAAUACUUGAGAUGCCUCAUUUUACGUUUU